UUACACUCAGCGAAGUUCCCUUAAACAUAAUAAAAAUAAUACGAAACAGUGGCAGGACAGUAACAAAAUCGUUAAAGAAGUUGUGUGGUGAAGUGAACCAUGAACAUGAAAGCCAUGACAUGACAUCAUAACCCUUUAAUACAUAUAUUAAACUUGGUGUUUUUCUGUUUGAAAAUCAUACAAAAUUGGACAAACCCUCUGUGACUUUGUACGACAACAAGAGGUCGUACCCCCAAACAGUGCUCGGAAGGGAAGCUCCAUCAGCGAAGAUGGUACUUCCUCCUGCACCACGCAACCUCAAAGGAAUACCUCUGUUUCUAGCGAGGAGCAACCCGUGCAAGGAACUAAGUCGAGACACCGUUCGUUUAAUAAGUCUGCCUCCUCAAGGCAAAUUAAGAACCCGACUAUAAAACUAAAAGACACAAUAAAUAGUAGAAAAUCCCAUCGAAGGCAAGAGGCACUGGCACCAUCACCAUCACCGGCACUUUCUGCGCACACAAGCAACCACUUAUCUUCGUUGGAAACAUUAACACCACCAUCAUCAUCACAUACUGAGCAAUCAUCAGCUUCCUCUUGGCCAAGGCUUCAUGCACCAGCUUCGAAGAGCAGAAAUAAUAUUCUAGUGCGAUUUCUGCGACACUUUUCAAGUAAUAGUAAUUCCGCACCCAGUAAUACGGAGAAUAAUCUAAACGAAAAGCGACUAACCACGGCUACCGAGAAUAUCAAUAAUAACGGCGAGCUGGAAAAAGCUCUGGUCACAGCUACAGCAGAGGUCGGAGGUAAACACAAUGAAGAAAUCAUGGAAGGGGGAAAAAGUGAGACUUCAGACAAAAAGAGCCACCAGCCAAAAAAAGGCGGUGGCAUAGUGUCGAACAGCAGCAGGAGCAACUUGAGCAAAGAAAAGUCAUCGAAAGUUGUAUCUGAAAUAAAAAGUGGAAAAAUGGAGGCCCGAAAGUCCUCCUCUGACACGGUGAUAGAGCCAUCAACGUUGAUCAAACAACACUCUGCACCACAGUCGUCGACGCCAACGACUCUAACGGCCAACUUUGUGCAGAAUAUGCGAUUUGUGCGCAAAAAUGUUGAACAAUCGACCAGAAAUGCCAAUCCGUUGCAGUUUGUGGAACUGGAAACAGAGUUUCCACGAGACUACGAUGAUAACAUUGAGAUGCUGUCACGCGAGGCCGAACAUUUGGAGGAACAAUUUCGAACGCCAACGCGAUCGAAUGCCCCAGAUGCGACCGCUCAUCAAGUGGCUGGUAUUAUUGAGAAUAUUAUUACCGAGGCGUCACGAAGUCUUGUAAUUGAAAAAAAGAAGACUGAAGAUGAUGUGCCAUCAAAAUCCACCAACAAGCUGUCAAGUGGUGUGAAGCGUGUUGGCUUUCAGGUUGAGGAGAAAGACGAUACCGAGUCGAUUCACACAGAGAAGAAGCCAAAGAGCAUUGACGAUGUCGGAGCCAAGGAAUCGUCGGAUAACACCGAGGUAAGUUCUGAGGGCUCUGGUUUAACUGGAACCUCGGCGGACACAUCGGCAUCGCUUCUGCCCUCCACAGCGACAGUCUCGAGCACAUCGUCCGGCACAUCGAUAACAAAGAGUAAAAGUGAUGAAGAUGAUGAUCCGGUGGCCCUGUCCCCAUGCGGACGCUUUUUCAAAUACGACAAAGAGGUCGGUCGUGGCUCCUUUAAAACCGUUUAUCGCGGCCUAGACACGUUGACUGGUGUGCCGGUUGCCUGGUGCGAAUUGCUGGAUAAGCAAGUGAAGAAAAGCGAACGCACUAGAUUCCGUGAGGAGGCAGACAUGUUGAAGAAGCUUCAGCAUCCAAACAUUGUACGAUUCUAUACAUAUUGGGAAUUUCCGAUCGGCCGUAAAAAGAAUAUUGUACUAGUCACAGAGCUGAUGUUAUCCGGGACAUUGAAAUCCUAUUUGAAACGUUUCAAAAAGAUACACCCAAAGGUAUUGAAGUCAUGGUGUCGCCAGAUCCUGAAGGGCCUCAACUUUCUGCAUACUCGUCAAUUUCCUAUAAUUCAUCGUGAUUUGAAAUGUGAUAAUAUAUUUAUAACCGGCACCACGGGUAGCGUUAAGAUCGGUGACUUGGGUCUGGCCACACUUAAGAAUCGUUCGCAUGCCAAAUCUGUGAUCGGCACCCCCGAGUUUAUGGCCCCCGAAAUGUACGAAGAGCAUUAUGAUGAAUCGGUGGAUGUCUAUGCGUUCGGAAUGUGCAUGUUGGAGAUGGCAAUAUCGGAAUAUCCGUACAGCGAAUGCAAGGGACCGGCCCAGAUCUACAAAAAGGUCAUCUCCGGCAUAAAGCCAGCCGCUUUGGCCAAGGUGGAGGAUCCCAAUGUGAGGGAUAUCAUCGAGCGGUGCAUUGAGCUGAAGAAAGAAGAUCGCCCCAGCUGUAAUGAGCUCCUGGAGUCUGAGUUCUUUGACGAAGACAUUGGCAUACGUGUGGAGCCCACGGCCUCCGAACAGUUCCUUUCCGAUCCCAGCAUUUGCAUCAUUGAGUUCCGAUUGCGAUUCCUGGACCCAAAAAAACGCUCAUCCCGACACAAGGAGAACGAGGCGAUUCAGUUUGAAUAUAAUAUAACGAGCGACGACUAUGAGAAGAUUGCCCAGGAAAUGAUGAAGGAAAACAUUAUCUCAGAGGACGACUCACGUGCCGUUGCACGCCUUUUGAAGGUGCAGGUUGUGUCGCUACUCAAGGAACGGGCUCAGCGUCAGACGCAAAUCAAACUACAGAACGAGAAGUCGCGUUUGGAAAAACUAGCCCUGCAAAAGCAACGCGAGAGCCUCCCCACAAAUGUCGAUGAGGACGAGGAGGAUGAAGAGGACUCUGAGGAUGAGGAGGAUGGUGUCAAAUGGAAUCAACGGCUGCAACUGAGGUACGACCUGCUGAACACCGACUCUGAAACCAGCCUGGCCCUGUCCACGAACAGCGUUGAUCCACAGAAUAUUCCAAACCGUUCGAACACAUCGAUUCAGACAAGUUCUAGCCAGCAGCAGCAACAGCAGCAGUCGUCGAUGCAAGUGCCUCUGGCCUCGCCAGCAAUAUCCAUGCAGCAAAAGUCAACAGUGCAUUAUAUACAGAAUCCGCAGCUGGCUUCAUACCAAAAUCCAAACAACUUGAUACAGGACAUUGCCAACAGCCAGGCGCAGGUGCAGGUCCUCUCACCAACGGGCAGUCAACAACAACAGCAACCCAAUGUAGCGCCCCAUAUAGUAGUGCCACAACAGCAACAUCAAAUGGUGCAGCAAUCAAACAUAGCUGAGGCACAGGUCAACCAGCAACAGCAGCAGCAAACAGUAGUGGCACAGCAGCACCAGCAGCUGCUGGCACAGCAAUUACCUCAACAAGUUCAAUUGCAGCAGGUGCCUUCGCAGCAAUCCAUGCAAUCGGUCAUGCCUCCGCAGCAACAUGAACAACAGCAGCAGCAACAACCACUGGGUGUCGAGCAGCAAAAAACUAACCAAAUUCCUCAGUUGCAGCAACAGCUUCAGCAGUUAAUGCAAACGAAUGUACAGCCUUCUGAAUUGACACAGCAGCAGCAAACACAGCUAUAUUUUCAGCAGCCGCAGGCUCAGGUUUCUAUGCAGCAAAUUCCACAUACACAACCACAACAGCAUGCAUAUGCAAUGCAUCCAUCCCAGCAGCAAGGACAGGGGCAACAACAACAACCGAUGUCCCAGCCGCACCCACAAAUUCAGGUUCAUCAACAAUCCUUUCAACAGCAGCAAGUGCAGCAGGCGGCCUCCUCUCAGAACCAUCAACAGCAGCAGAUUCUUCAGCAACAAAUCGCACAGCUACAGCAACUGCAACAGAAUCAGCAAAUUCAGCAGAGCCAACAAUUGCAACAGACGCAGCAGGCGCAGCAACAACUGCAACAGAAUCAGCAACUGCAGCAGAACCAACAACUGCAACAGACGCAGCAACUGCAGCAGAACCAACACCUGCAACAGACGCAGCAACAACAACAACAGACGCAGCAACUGCAACAGAAUCAGCAACUGCAACAACAGACGCAGCAACAACUGCAGCAGACCCAGCAACAGCAGUUUGUCCAUCAGCAAUAUCAUACUCAAACUCUGCCUCAACAGCAACAGCAGCAACAACAUCAACAACUUCUUGCAGGAACUCAAGUUAUGGCUUCGCAACAACAGCAGCAGGUCCCCAUGCAAAUACAUGUACAAAUGCAGGUACCGCCUACAUCUGUGGCCCCAACAAUGCAGCAGCAGCAGCAGCCGUACCAACAGAGCCAGCAGAUGGCACCCCCAAGUGGGCAAAUGGCACUCGGAGAUAUUCAACAACAGCAGCCACAGCAACAACAUGCAACGUUUUCAACCGUUUCUGUGCAGCAACCACAAUUUAUGCAUCAGCCGCAACCUUUACAACUAUCAUUGCCCUUGGAGCAACAAUUACAGCAACUCCUGCUCAGUCAGCAGCAGUCGCAACAGCAGCAGCAGCAGCAAGCCCAGUCAGUGGCUCACCAGCAGCAGCAAAUAGCAGAGCAACAUGCACAGGCACCGUCGCAGAUGCAGAUGCAAAUUCAGAUUCAGCCACAAAACCCACAGGCACAGUCUGUAGGCCAGGAGCUUGCUGGUGCCACUGAAACUGCUGUGGCGCCAAACAGUCUUCAACUAAAUCUUGAAACUACGACAAAAGUUGAUCCACAAUUAUCCACGGAAGCUGAGAAACAACAAAGGCAGCAGAGCGCCACUCGCUCCCAAAAACCAAGACGCUCCAAUCGGAGUGGCAACGAACGGAUACCGAAACUAAGUGUCACCAGUGUCGAUGAGGGCAGCGUCAUUAACUGCCACAUGGAGAACAAGCUAAAGACCAUAACAUUCAAGUUCGACAUUGGCGAUGUUAAUCCCGUUGAAAUUGCCAAUAAAUUGAUCGCCCAAGAUUUGCUUUCGAAUUGUCAAAGCACAGUAUUUGUGGAAAUGAUUAAUGAAAUUGUUGACCAGGUCAAACAGAAUCCCAAUCAAAUUCCAAUACCAACUAAUUAUCGCCGCAAUAUUGAAAAGGUCCGUCACGCGUCUCUAACUCGACAGCGUUCCACGUUUAGGUCACACCAAAGACAUAGAUCUCGGGAUGAAACCGCCAGCGACAUUACCAAGAUGUUUGAACCUACCAUACAUGGCAUUGAGAGCUUACCAUCUGGCAGCGGAUCUGGCGGAGGAGGAGCCACUGACGAAGGCAAGACGAACACAACGAAUCUGACUAGUGAGGCUAGAUCGCAUACUUCGAUGCUGGCAAAUGCCGAUCAACAGACGAACAUUGGGACGCCGCCAAAUACAGCUUCAACGAUGUCAUCGUCUUCAACGGCGUCGCGGGAUGCGCCCAAUGGUAGCAACGACGUGACAAUUGGCUCCGGCUCGGUGUCUCGGAAAACAAGCACAGCUUCUGAAUACACAUCGCUAUCAAUUGACUAUAUGCCUGAUAACAAUAUAACGCCAACGGGUAACGAUGCGCUGGGCGACGUCGCACUGGCCAAAGAUAACUCACAUAGUGUACAGCUUAUUGCACGAGGUCAUGCCAUAACUCGUAUGCAAAAGCUAUUGGAGUCGGCUGGUGGGACUGCAACGCCACGAAGCCUGAACCUGCCAUUGAAUCGGCACUUGAACAUCCAAGAGGACCUGAAGCACACCAGGAGCCUGGGAGACUUAAGCGGUGUCAAGAUCACGUUCGAUAUGCCCAAUAGAGUGAUUACAGAGCCAGCUGAGGACAACAGCCACCAAGAGACGGCAGUGGAAAUGGAGAAGCCCAAGGACAAAUCUGCUGGGCAGCAAGCAACAGCGCAAGGGACUGGCGCAGGGGCAGCCAACACAUUGGAGCAAUUAAAGAUCGAACUGGAGAAUAUUACGCAUGCACACGCGUUUGCCUCCGCUGUGGUGGCUUCCAUCAGUACCCGUACCCCACAUCAGGCAUCGCCAGCAAUUUCAUCUUUAGCGGCCUCCACUGGCCAGCAGCAGACACAAGAGAUAAACAAAUCUAAUAAUUCUGUGGGCGCUAGUGGAUCUGCAGCCUCAAUUGGCCCAAAUGCAUCUGGCUCUUCUGUCUACAAUUCUCGACGCGCCUCUAUGGACAACAGCAUGGGCUCCGAUAUCCAGUUGCAUGGUACUCCCUCCUCCAUUGUUGAAGGACCCGCCACUAGCUCAGAUCCCACGCCAACUGAAGCGUCUACUACUGGUAUUAUCAUCGCCGGCACGACAGUUGAGAAGCUACUCUCGAAGCAGGACAGUUUGGACAAGGCGCCGAACACGUCCAUUUGUGUUAGCAGCAGCAAUGAUAUGCCGCAAAGAAAUCCCAGCAACGGAUCGCUGAAUCAAAACUCUAUAGCAGAUCUAGAAAAGAAAUUGGCAGCGUUGCGGAAUACUGACAAUGCAGAAGAGCCACAACAGCCACAACAGCCGCAAGCCACCGCCACAUUGACAGUGGGACCGAAGCCAUCUGCUGAUGAGACAGCGACAGCGACAACACACCCAAGUGCCCGUAAAGUGUCGCGAUUUAGUGUCAGUCGAGUGCAAGAGCAGAAAAAUCAAGCAGCCGCUGAGGAAAGUUUGCAGAAUCAACUAAAGAUCGAUUUGUCGUCGGCUUUGGGCCCCGGUGGCCAGGGCCAGACGCAGAAUAAUACCACCAAUAGCUCUGUGCAAAACGGCAGUAUGGUGAACACUCCCACAGAACUUAUAAACUCUCCCAUACAAACUGUUCCGCUGUCCAUUAACGGAAUUCAGUUGAUUUACCAACAGCCGCAGCAGCAGAUGCAUCCCUCUGCGAAAAGUAUGGUUAACAGCGGCGUAAACGUAGUGCCACAAGUGAUGACACAAAACGGCACACAAGUAACGCUCUCUGGUAUUCAGCAGCAGCCUCAGCAGCAGCAGCUUGUGCAUCCUAAUAUACCACAACAGACACCGUCCGGUGUCCAUCCUCAGAUGAUGAACACUCUCCAGCAGCAGUCGGUUGCGCAUCAGCAACCAAUUAUGACACAACAGCAACCAAUGAUACUGCAACAGCAGGGCUCCCAGCAGUUUAACUUACCUGCAUCGCAACAAAAUCAUGCACCGCAACAGUUCAUCCAGAUGCAGCAGAAUCAGCUUCAUGCCCUACAGCCUCAGGUUGUGGGAAUGUCUCAGGGAAUGCAGCAACAGCUUACGGCCAUGCAGUCAAUGCAGUCGGCGCAGCACCAGAUGGUAGCACAGCAGCAGCAACAACAGCAGCAGCUGCAAAUGCAAUCGCAUAUGCAGCAGCAGCCGCAACAGAAUGUUGCAGGCAUGUAUAAUCAGCAGACUGCUAAUUGUGGAGCGACACAACAAGGCUUCCAUGCUGGUGUUCCCAAUCAUCUUCUACAACAGGCGACUUUGAUGGGAUCCCAGCAACCCGCGCAGCCGUUGCAACACGUUAUGCAGCCGCUGUUCAAUGUAUCUCCCGGUGAAGUUGCUGAAGAGCCUGUAUCUCUAGCUGCAACGCAUCCCCAUUUAUUGCCCAGCGAUAUACAAUCUGAUAUAAAGCACAAUUUGGACUCGUUGGUCAACCAAUUGUGUAACACACGCUUGGGCACCAAUCAACAUCAGCGACUGUUGCUGUUACGCCAGAGACAGCUGAUCGAAGAGGACGAACUGCGUUUGAAACACUAUGUGGAAUACGAAAAGUUUCAAAAAUCUCUGCGCCAAUCUUUAAGCACAAACGUUCCGGCGACAACAACAUACUUUUCAGCACCUCCUGCUGCACAGCUUCCAACUAAUCUAAAAGCACCAGCUCCGCCCUCAGCAAAUCCGACAUCCACAAGUUCUGCAAACACAUAGCUGCGCUAAAAUGUUUGUUUUGCUUCAUUCAUUUGACAAGCCAUCACCGACUAACAGCCAUUUCUAUGUUCUCGGCAAUAUAAUUGAAACGAGCGAGUGUGUGUGUGUUGUGUGUGUGAUGAGAUGAGGUAGAUCUGGCAUCUGGCCCUGGCCUGACCUGGCGGUAGAAAUUAAGUAAAAAGUUAUAUCUUAUGGGAUUGUCUGUAAAUAUUAGUCAAACGCUUUUAGUUGAUAUGCCAUUGUUUCAUAUUUUUCUUUCUUUCUGUACCACUUUUAAUUUGAUUUAACUUCUUUUGUUCUUGGUUUCCUUUUAUUGUUUAAAGAAAUUAAGAAAAUUGUACAUUUUAUUAGUAAUGCAAGUGUAAAUAAACAUUUCGAUAAUGUAAUACAUAGCAAUGCAUAUAGAAAUAUUAUACAUUUUAGUCAUCAUUUAUUCAAAGUGAUGUAUACAUAUACUAUACUGCAUAGUUACUAAAUAAAUAACUUAUUACAGAA
Molecule: messenger RNA, 8293 nt
Organism: Drosophila obscura
Lineage: Eukaryota; Metazoa; Arthropoda; Insecta; Diptera; Drosophilidae
Gene: Wnk
Product: serine/threonine-protein kinase WNK1
Exons: 13
Coding region: 800-7798 (2332 amino acids)
Biological process (GO): positive regulation of potassium ion import across plasma membrane; intracellular signal transduction; negative regulation of sodium ion transport
Cellular component (GO): cytoplasm
Molecular function (GO): potassium channel inhibitor activity; protein serine/threonine kinase activity; ATP binding
Source: RefSeq, a predicted model, not a curated record